Molecule: messenger RNA, 1462 nt
Organism: Teleopsis dalmanni
Lineage: Eukaryota; Metazoa; Arthropoda; Insecta; Diptera; Diopsidae
Gene: Gint3
Product: UBX domain-containing protein 6
Exons: 6
Coding region: 40-1353 (437 amino acids)
Cellular component (GO): cytoplasm
Molecular function (GO): protein binding
Source: RefSeq, a predicted model, not a curated record
CUUCCUAAAGAGCAUUCCCCAAGAAUAUAAAAACUUAAAAUGUCAAAAAUUAAGAAAUAUUUUUUAAAAAAGAAGCAAGAGGCUUCAUUCAAGCUUAAGCUGGGUGGCAGUAUGGGGCAAGGGCAUGCAUUGAAUGCACCUAAACCAGAACCAUCAACAUCUCGCCAAUCACGCGAUACUUACGUUCCACCAAAACGUAAAGAAUUGAGCGCAGAAGCAAGAGCAGCAGCUGCUGCUGCAUUAGCACGAGUAGAUAAAAGGGAUUCUAAAGAGUUUAACACUUCCUUAGCAGCAAUCAAAGCUCAAGCAAAGCGUGAACUUGAAGCAGAAAGAAAGUUAAGAUCUGCCGAAUCAAGUCAAACUGAUGUAGCAACUACUUCGACUGUUUCUAUUAGACAAAACGAAAAUCUUGCAUGUCAAGGGGUUUUCUUCCGCUGUCCAUUAAUAAGUGAAGAAAUAUUGCCCAAAAAGGAUUGGAAAAUAAAAAUUAAAGAGUUCCUGUACCAACAGUUAGAAGGGGAACGCGCACUUACCGCAUGUCUAAUUAUACAUAAUUGCAAUACUAAAGAGAAGGCAGAAGAUUGUAUACAAACUUUAACAAAAUAUCUGGAAAAUAUUAUCAACCACCCCGAUGAUGAAAAGUACUGUAAAAUAAGAAUGUCUAACAGAAUUUUUAGUGAAAAAGUGCGUUAUGUUGAAGGGGCAUUAGACUUUUUACUUGCCGCUGGCUUUCAAGAAAUUGAAUUAGAUGGUGAACCUUUUCUACUUUGGUCUAAGGAACAUACAGAAACGGAUUUCGAUUUGCAAACUUUGUUAGAAGCGUUGAGGAACGCAGAACCCAUUCCAUUAGAAUUGGAUCGAAAUAUUAAAGUAUUGUUACCAUCACAAGUAAGGAGAGUAACACUUCCAGAUGACUUCUACAGAAUUUCACCAGAAGAGAUCAAGCGUGAACAGCAAUUGCGAAGUGAAGCUAUUGAAAGUGCACAAGUGCUUAAAACAAAAGCAAUGCGGGAACGCGAGGAGCAAAGAAACUUACGCAUGUAUCGUUACUCUUUAGUCCGUGUUAAGUUUCCGAAUGGAAUUUAUAUUCAGGGCACAUUCAAUGUUUACGACAGAGUCAGUGAUAUUUAUGAAUUUGUACAAUCAUGUUUAAUCGAUGAAGCAACUGAGUUUAAUUUGGUAAUAUCAAGUGGUGGUAAAUUUACCGAAGCAGAUUUGGAUAAAACUCUUUAUGAUAUGCGACUCAUUCCAAACGUCUCACUGCUUUUUACUUUAACAAAUGAAACUGUUAUUAAUUCCGCUGAUGUUAAUUUUUUGAAAGAAGAACUAUUAAUGUUGGUUCAAUCCAUAUGAAAAAAUAGUUGUACAAAUUUUCCUAAAAUUACACAUGUUGCCACUUGUUGCUUGAGUUUAUUAUAUCUUAUACAUACACACAUAAAAAAAUAUAUUUGUAAAUUAUUUA